GGACACUUUUUGAUAAACAUUUUGACUUCGAAUCGGGUGGCGCGAAGAAGUUUCGAGUAAAAAACAAAAAAAAAAACGCUCUGCGUGGCGAUCGUUUUUGCGGUUCGGUGUUUGUUGUGGACUAACCCGGCAUGGAACUCAGAUACGGAUUGAGCAGGGGAAUGCUCUCGGUUGCGGCCGUCGGAAUCCUGAUGGUCUGCACCUCCACCCUAAUGUUCUUUCACGAUCCGUUGGAAAUGAUUAUACGAUUGGUGUUGAAUUUAUCCGAAGGCAGCAUAUUCUACAGUCUCUGGUCUCAGCCUCCCUACGAAGUCCUACUCAAAAUAUACAUCUUCAACGUGACCAACUCGGAAGAAUUUCUCAAGGGAGACGAGAAAAUGAACCUCACUCAGAUCGGACCUUACGUCUACAAGGAAAUUCUCACCAACAACAACGCAACGUUCGACGAAGAUAGGGGCACCGUCACCUACAAGCCGCACCGCGAAGUGGUGCUCGACCACGAGCGAUCGGUGGGCGACCCCAAGACCGACAAGCUCAUCACCCCCAAUAUCCCCCUACUGGGCUUGCAGUCUUACCUCAACGAGGCCUCUUUUUUCACCAACCUCGCGUUUUCCACCUUCGCCAGGUCUAUAGGUUCCAAACCCAUCAUAGACUUGACGAUAGACCAAUAUCUGUGGGGCUACGAGGAUAAGCUGAUCGACUACGCUCACCAGUAUCUACCCUCGUGGAUCGACUUCAAGAGGUUCGGUCUUCUCGAGCGUUUGUUGAGCAGGGACAACAAUAACCGCGUGACGAUUGUGAAAGACCCCUCCAAGUAUCACUCGGCUACUGACCACUACCUGACAGAAGAGGAACGCCUGUCGCAGUAUCACGUGGUGGAAUGGAACGACUCGCCCGGUCUUUUAGACUGGGGCUACAAGAAUUUGAAUGGUACAUCGGGACAAGUGAAGAAAUGCCACUUGGUGGAGGGAGCGUACGACGGCACCAUAUUCCCCAGAGACCUGAGGCCCAACCGUAGGGUCACCUUGUUCAGGAAGGCGUUUUGCAGGCCGGUCCCACUCGAGUUCAUCAAAGACAAGACCACCAACCAGGGCUUCAGGGCGUUCGAGUACAAGCUCGCAGACGAUAUGUUCGACGUUAUACCCGAGAACGAAUGCUUCUGCUACAAGGGCAAGUGCGUCAAGGGCAUUCAGAGCAUCGCUCCGUGUUACUACGGAAUACCCAUAGCCCUAUCCCAGCCUCACUUCCUGAACGCGGAGCCGCGACUCUUGGAUACCGUUAACGGUCUGAAACCGGACGUGGGAGCCCACGGUAGCGUCUGUUCCAUCCAACCGGACCUGGGUGUGCCGCUCGACGGUCACCUGCGCAUCCAGAUAAACUUGGACAUCGGCCAGACGAAGUACAACUCGAGGACGCGCGUGUUCAACGACCUGAACAUCCCGCUGUUCUGGAUCGAGGUCACCACUACGGAACUGCCAUCUCUGGUGGUGUUUCUUUUGACGCUGAUCUGCACGGUGGUUCCCAUUGUUCUGGUGAUCCUCAAGUACGUGUUGGUGCUUGGCGGGUUGGCGAUGAUAUCGGGCACAGCAGCUUAUGUGGUGUUUAAAGCACGAAUGAGCAUACCAGCAGGUAUCAGCUUGAACUCGGAGUAUACCGCCAUACCGCUGAUAUCCAUACCCAACGAGUACUUGCACAAAAUGGAGAAACGGUUGAGUUUGAAAUAGCGGUUCAGAGGCGAAGCAGGAUUUUCCAGGGUACAUAGCCUUUUGCACGAGAGCUGACGAGGACAGUGGAUAUGUGAUGUGGGGGCGGGACACGGGGGUCGGUAAAUUUGUAUUGUAGUGAAAUUCACUUGCGAAAUGUACCGGGAAAAACGAGAUCCGGUUUAUUUUUCUUUUUUUUAAGCCGACUACCAAAGAGUGAUACAAAUUUUUGACAUAACGUAUCGGAAAUCGCCAGGUUUGGGUUUCUUUUAGGAAUUUUAAAUUUUUAAACGAAGCUAAGGUUUUUCGAGUUUACCCAGUGAGCAGCACAGUGAGUAUCACAUUGGGAAAGUCAGUAGGUGCUGGUCGAGGAUUAAAUCGCUGUUAAUUUCCCUGCGGCUUAGCCCUCGGCCGACUUCGACACAAAAUGGCGAAUCGAUAGCAAAUAGUAGGGACUCGUUUUUCACACUGUGGGUAAUUUUAGUUUUUUUUUUUUUUUGUUGUAAAUAGAGACUGAUUUAUUUUUAACUGUUAUUUUUAGUUUUCCCUGUAAAUAUAGUAAUAUAGUAAACGGUAUUCCUUUUCGGCCGAAAGUUUGCCAUAGUUAUUUAUGCGACAGCUUGGUUUUUUGCGAUAUUUUGUAUUACUUAGGUAUUUGUAUUGAAAUAAAAAAUUCGACGGAA
Molecule: messenger RNA, 2386 nt
Organism: Cylas formicarius (sweet potato weevil)
Lineage: Eukaryota; Metazoa; Arthropoda; Insecta; Coleoptera; Brentidae
Product: lysosome membrane protein 2-like
Exons: 6
Coding region: 132-1724 (530 amino acids)
Cellular component (GO): membrane; cytoplasm
Molecular function (GO): scavenger receptor activity
Source: RefSeq, a predicted model, not a curated record